Oryza brachyantha (malo sina) is the source of this 1041-nucleotide messenger RNA. RefSeq lists its product as uncharacterized. The record is from RefSeq and is a predicted model, not a curated record. Lineage: Eukaryota; Viridiplantae; Streptophyta; Magnoliopsida; Poales; Poaceae. The transcript has a single exon. The coding region runs from base 145 to 747 and encodes 200 amino acids.
GCUUGCCGGUUUCGCCGCCGGGAGCACCGCCCCGCCGUCGCGUUCGCGUUUAAGCUGCCUCCCCUCGCCGUCCACCCACGCCUUCCAUGUGGCCGCGGCGCCAACGCUGAGGCCCAGCCGGAACCGCGCGAGCGACUCUCCGCCAUGGCCGGCCGGUCGUCGUCGAGCAGGCCGCACGGCCACCACCACCGCCGGCACCGCUCCGAGACCUCCGCACCGGCGACCUCGAGGACCGGAGACGCCGCGCGCGUGCGGCGGCAGGCAGAUCAGGAGGGCCCCGCGCUGAGGCGGUCCCCGGCGUUCCCGCCGCGCCGCCAGCAGCCACAGCACCAGCACCAGCACCACCAGCGGUGCGACAGCGAGCGGGGCAGGCAGCCCCGGUGCGGCGAGCUCGUCGGCGGCACGGCGGCCGGGUGCGCCGCCGUCUGCUGCUGCUUACCGUGCGCGAUGGUGGAGGUCGUCGUGCUCGCCACGGUGCGCGCACCGGCGGCUCUGUGCCGCCGCGCGGUCCGGGCGCGGCGGCGCGGCGGCGUCAGGCGGUCGGCCUCGGCGGGGCAGGCCGGGGAGAUCUACGAGCUCCUCGUGGACGAGGGCGGAGCGGUCGAGGCCGGCGAGGCGGCAGUGGCGCGGCCCGCGGCGGUGGCCCCGUCGGAGGAGGCGGGGGAGCUGGAGAAGGAGGUGUGGGCGAGGUUCCAGGGCGCUGGCUUCUGGAGGAGCCCGUCGCAGCUCAGCGACCAGAUGAGCUGAUCGAUCGGAGCGGAUGGCUCCGGCUUGCCGUGUGCCCGCGCUUCUCCCUGCUCGGGGUUCCUUCGUUUUCCACGGACGGAAAGGAUCGGAGCCAGAGGAGGACGAAGAGACUUGCCUGUUUUUCUUUUUUUUUUCUUUCUUAAAAUUGUGUGUGUGUCUCUUUAGAAGGGAAAAAUAAUUCUCUUCUACAACAAUGCAAUGCCAUUGUAUGUAAUUAACUGUAUAUAUAUUCAACGAUGUUACGGACAAAUGGACAAAAAAAAAUUAAGAUAAAGAUGACAGCAAUAUGGUUUG